Molecule: messenger RNA, 351 nt
Organism: Cladophialophora yegresii CBS 114405
Lineage: Eukaryota; Fungi; Ascomycota; Eurotiomycetes; Chaetothyriales; Herpotrichiellaceae
Exons: 1
Coding region: 1-351 (116 amino acids)
Biological process (GO): meiotic cell cycle
Source: RefSeq, a predicted model, not a curated record
AUGCAACAGGUGUGGAGGCAGAACCGCCUUGACCUAGGAGAGCACUUCUAUAUCAAUCAGCUGGAAGCCCUUCAGCCUAAUCUGUCAUCUGACCGAAUUGAAGAACUCGCCGACUUAUGCUACGAGAUUGGCCUCGAGCAACUCAACCAGAAACAAGCCGGCUUAGCGACGAAGUGGCUCGGAAGAGGCUGUAAGGUGCUAACAGAACAUGCAAACCAGAUGGACCAAGUGGACAUUGCUGAGCUCAGGCUCUCUCUUAUGCACUCUUAUGGUAAGGAAUACAUCGUCGGCACGUACAAAGUUGAUACUCAUGCCGUCCGCAGUCAGAGCACUGCUAGCAAGUGGCGAUGA